AUGAUGAAAGAUGAUGGAUCCAGUCCAGUUCUAUCCCCUCCUCCCACAGAAUUUCCCUACCCUACGGUCGAAGAUGAGAAGCCCGUGGACAAGGACAUGCGACUACAAUCCGACACAACCCUCCAUGAAUCCAGCGAAGCCAUGUCUGACGGCCGAGUGUGUGCUGCUGCACGAUCCGAUCCUCCAAGACCCGAUCUGAAUUCACGAAGAUUCGAAACAGAGCGACCAAAACCCGUCGGGCAUCGAGCGUCAAUCUUCGCAAUCCGGAGACGGGCAACUGGUGGGGAAGGGAUCAAACAGGCCCAGCCAUCCACAGAGCGACUAGAAAAUGAGUCCACCUUGUCCUCCAGUGCAUCCUCUUUGGAGGACGAAAAGGCGCGGAGAAGCUGGACGCAGCCGGAAUAUCAGGGUCCGGGCAUGUCACGUUUGAACCAAGUUCAACGUCAUAAAAGACGUCGUGCAGGAAGCAAAGAUCAGUAUGGCCAGUUUGCACUUGGCGAAAAAAGGAAUAAGUCUACAGGCAAGGUCAGGUCAGAUGGUAGGUUAGCCAUUACCGUCAAUGAAAAGGUCAACAGUGGCUAUCUCGCCAAAGCACUUGGUUUGACAUUACAACACCACCUACGACCCCUCCACAGACAGCAUGAAGAAGAGAAGACUGUCUCGCCCGAGCUGAAGGCCCCUGCUACCACUUCUAAGUAUGGCAUUCCGAGGUUGAAUAUUGUGAUCAUGGUCAUUGGUAGCAGAGGGGACAUCCAACCCUUUCUCAAGAUCGGCAAGAUUCUUAAAGAGAAGCAUGGACACCGAAUCCGCAUUGCGACACACCCAGCUUUCAAGAAGUUCGUUCAGGAAGAUAUUGGCCUUGAGUUCUUUUCUGUAGGUGGAGACCCCUCCGAGCUAAUGGCUUUUAUGGUCAAGAACCCGGGUCUCAUACCCUCCCUGGAGACCGUCCGCGCUGGAGAGGUUAAGCGACGCAGAGAAUCGAUGUUCGAGAUGUUCCAGGGAUUUUGGCGCGCCUGCGUCAAUGCAACGGAUGACGAAAAAGACGUAGCGAAUCUGAAGAUGAUGGGGGACCGAUACCCGUUCAUUGCUGACGCCAUUAUUGCUAAUCCUCCUUCCUUUGCACAUUUUCACUGCGCCGAGCGUCUGGGUAUUCCAUUACACCUUGUAUUUACCUUUCCUUAUACUCCUACACAACAAUUCCCUCAUCCGUUGGCAAAUAUCAAAGCGAGCAAUGUUGACACUGAUUAUACUAAUUUUAUGUCCUAUCCACUUGUCGAGUUGAUGACCUGGCAAGGCCUAGGGGACCUUGUCAACCGAUUUCGAGUAAAGACUCUUGGACUUGAGCCCAUGUCAACGCUUUGGGCCCCUGGACAGCUCUUCCGUUUGAAAGUCCCAUAUACCUAUCUUUGGUCACCCAGCUUAGUUCCUAAACCCCCGGACUGGGGACCAGAGAUUGACAUUGCUGGAUUUGUUUUCCUGGACCUGGCUUCCAGCUAUAAGCCUCCACAGGAGCUAGUUAAAUUUCUCGAGGGAGGUGAAGAACCUAUCUAUAUCGGUUUCGGUUCCAUUUCAGGCAUCGAAGACCCAGAUGCUUUCACGAAAAUGGUCUUCGGGGCUGUCGAGAAGGCUGGAGUUCGAGCGCUUAUAAGUAAGGGCUGGGGCGAUAUGGGCAAAGGGAUGGACAUCCCGGACAACAUUCUGCUGCUUGACAACGUACCCCAUGAUUGGCUUUUCCCCAAAGUCCGCGCCGUUGUACAUCAUGGUGGAGCUGGAACCACGGCUAGAGGACUUUUUUGUGGGAAACCUACAAUGAUAGUCCCCUUCUUCGGCGAUCAACCUUUCUGGGGAGCUAUGGUGGCCGCAGCGGGUGCUGGGGCCAAACAGUGUCUGCCACUCAAGAAAUUGAACGUGGACCGAUUCGCGGAAGGCAUCAAGCAAUGUCUCACAGAAGAAGCACGGCAGAAAGCGCAAGAGAUUGCCAAAUGCAUUGAGAAGGAAGGCGAUGGCGCAGAAAAUGCCGUCAAUUCUUUCCAUCGCUCGUUACCUCUAGACGGGGAGCACUCCCUGAGAUGUUUUGUCUUCCCAGGUCGCGUUGCUGUAUGGAGGUACAAAAAGACUCAGGUGCAUCUUUCCGCGCUUGCUGCGGACUUGUUGGUGGAAAGUGGGAAGAUUCAGUGGCGAGAUCUACGACUCUUGAGACAUUAUGAAUGGAAUGACUUUCAAGGGCCCGGAGAACCCAUUACUGGUGCUGGAGGCGCAAUUGUUACAGGCAUUAGCGACUUCAUCAGCGGUCUCUCCAGCAUAGGAGGUAGAGCGAAGAGAGGGUUGCAGUACCGUGAGAAACAAAAGCGUCGCAAGCAACGAAGAACAGUGGCAAACGCUAUAGCUAUACCAGGCGCGAUUGCUCAUCAAAGGUUCAAUCUUGCAGCACCACAGGCAGAUCGGAUUCAGAGUAGAAUGGAUAACAUGGAGGAGGUGAAUUUGCACGGCGUUGCAGCACCACCAGCUGGAAAAUUGCAAUCUUUUGUCCCCACAUCAACCAACCCAGCGCCGGAGGGUCUAGCCACCAGUGGCGAUAUUACAAUAUUCGCUGGCGAGAAGACGCGCGAAAUGCCUGACCCGCCCUCCAUUCCUGUGACGGUUCUGAAAGCCGCAGCACAAGGAUUCGGUCAUUCUGGGAAAGCACUCCUGCGACUGCCAGUCGAUUUCUGGUAUGCUCUUGCUCUUGGAUUCCACAAUGCGCCUAGAUUAUAUGGCGACGGCAGUGUUCGGCCAGCGCCACACACUAUUACUGGCUUCCGCUCCGGUAUGAAAGCAGCAGGUAAUGAGUUUGCAUAUGGUUUCUCGGACGGGAUCACAGGGCUCGUGCGACUUCCCCGUCACGACAUCGAGGAAGAUGGAGCUUUUGGGCUGUUGACAGGGCUUGGCAAGGGGGUGGGUGGGCUCGUCCUCAAGCCCAUCUCUGGUGUGGUUGGUCUUGGUGGCUUUACCGCCAAAGGUGUUGAGACUGGACUGAGGAAGAGAGUGCGAGACACUGGGAAGACAGACCGUUGGAUCCGGCGGGGACGCAUUAAUCAAGCUCAGAAGGACAUUCGUGAGCUACGAGAAAAGAAGUCAAGCCAGGGGAAAGAGGUUGUGUUGGAAGAGGCACGAUCCCAGGCGUUGCGGGCCUGGGCGAUGCAUGAGGAGCAUCAAGUAGAGACGGCAGCGAAGGAGAAAGAAAAGGAGAAAGAAAAGAAGAAAUCACGUAAAGGUAAAGGUAAAGGUAAAGGUCAAGAUCGCGGCACACAGGAGACACCAGAAGCAUGA
This is a messenger RNA of Endocarpon pusillum Z07020, 3309 nucleotides long. RefSeq lists its product as uncharacterized. The transcript is spliced from 3 exons. The coding region runs from base 1 to 3309 and encodes 1102 amino acids. The record is from RefSeq and is a predicted model, not a curated record. Gene Ontology annotation, molecular function: UDP-glycosyltransferase activity; hexosyltransferase activity. Gene Ontology annotation, biological process: carbohydrate metabolic process. NCBI's taxonomy places the organism in Eukaryota, Fungi, Ascomycota, Eurotiomycetes, Verrucariales, Verrucariaceae.